UCUUUCUCUCCGCCCACCAUGACCUCCUCCCGCCCCGCCAAUAUCACGAUUCGACGAGUUCCAGUAGACGUAGACGCCCCUCCACCCUCUCCCGCAUUUCUCAUUGCCUCGAGGCUGCUAGAAUGGGGCCACUUUUCCCACCCCAAACCGCCAACUGCAUCACUGCCAGUGGUAUCGACCCAAGUACCCCCACCACCUCCAGCGACCCGAUUUCCCUCUGCCCAUGUACCCAUACUAUUCGUUCUCCUCCUCCUCCCACUGUCAACAGCUUUGGUUCUGUUCAGUCUCACUACACUUCCGAUAACCGUCUCAUGGCCGCGGACACUCCCCGAUCUUGCUCAACUCGGCCGCGAGCUUCACGGCUAUUCCCAAAGCGGGCCCGCAGCCAUUGCCCAUGUUGUCGGGGUGCUCGCCAUAUCAGCGGUGUGGAAACAUGCUUGGUCAAUACCUGGUAGCGUCGUUUGGAACGUGCUUGCAGGGGCUCUAUUCUCUCCUGCCUUUGCGACGGUGUUGAUGACUACACUCACCACCAUUGGCUCAGCCGCUGCGACACUCCUAGCCAUGCCUCUUGGGCCACUCAUCACCCGAUUUUUCCCGCGUGCCCUCGACCUUACGAGACACGCGCUAGAAGGCGAUGCUGAGGUCUCAGAAGGGGAUAAACAAGCCCAACGCUCCUCUCCUUGGGUUCGUUUGACUGUACUACGCCUCGUGGGUGUUGUGCCAUGGUCGGGCAUCAAUAUUGCCUGCGGCGUCUGCGGAGUGUCCAUGGGGGACUGCAUGCUUGGAACAUUUAUUGGCUGUUUGCCAUGGACUGCAGUCACCUGUCAGAUCGGAGACAUCCUUCAAACUGUUGCAUCGCAUCCUUCACCCACACCACAGACAGUAUCGUCGUUGCUGACGUCGCCGUCGAUCAUCAUCAAAUUGGUGGUGCUUUCUUUCUUGUCUCUGGCGCCAAUCUUAGGGCGGGACUACCUCCGUGCUCUGAUUGCCCAUGAACCAUCAACAUCUCCUGAGGAGAAACGGUCUCGGUGGCCAGUCGCAUUAAUUCAGGAUUGGCGCACCAAAAUCCGCAAAUCCUCUUCGAGGUCACGGGAAGCGAGCGAACACGAGCUGAAUACUUUGGUUGACGAGAAGCGGGCGCUUGAACAACACCUCGCCUCAUGA
This is a messenger RNA of Mycena indigotica, 1164 nucleotides long. RefSeq lists its product as uncharacterized. Lineage: Eukaryota; Fungi; Basidiomycota; Agaricomycetes; Agaricales; Mycenaceae. The record is from RefSeq and is a predicted model, not a curated record. Bases 19 to 1164 code for a protein of 381 amino acids. The transcript has 3 exons.